Messenger RNA from Cyprinus carpio (common carp), 2170 nucleotides. RefSeq names its product E3 ubiquitin-protein ligase TRIM62-like. Gene Ontology annotation, biological process: innate immune response; positive regulation of canonical NF-kappaB signal transduction. The record is from RefSeq and is a predicted model, not a curated record. NCBI's taxonomy places the organism in Eukaryota, Metazoa, Chordata, Actinopteri, Cypriniformes, Cyprinidae. Gene Ontology annotation, molecular function: zinc ion binding; protein binding.
CUCUUGAUCGAGAGUAGAGCAGUGCGAUAGAGAGGAGCUGCGCGUGCGGUCGCUCUUCAGCUUUCAACAAUCUGACCUGAUGAAAAUGUUCAAUUAAAACCACGACCUGCUCUUUCAACUAUGUGACAGUCGGCUGUUUCCACUGUACAACACGUCUAGACCGCUAAGGGAAUCAGUCGAGGAACAUUUUCAAGCCUCUAAGAGCCCAGCUGAUUCAGAGACUCCGGGUUCGUGCGUCCUGCUGCCUGCACAGUGCAUGACCGACCCCUCCGUAGAUUCAAAUGGCUUGCUGUUUGAAGGACGAGCUCUUGUGUUCCAUUUGUCUGAGCAUUUAUCAAGACCCUGUCAGUUUCGGCUGCGAGCACUACUUCUGCCGUAAGUGCAUCACUGAGCACUGGAGCAGACAGGAGCACCACGGGACGCGAGACUGCCCGGAGUGCAGGAGGACCUUCACGGAUCCCCUUCUGUCCCCGAGCCUAAAGCUCUCCAACAUCGUGGAGAGGUAUGCCGCUUUCCCUCUGGACGCCAUUCUGAAUGCCCAGAGGAACUCGUACCCAUGCAAGGACCAUGAAAAGGUCAAGCUCUUCUGCUUAAGUGACAAGAGCUUGGUGUGCUUCUUCUGUGAUGAGCCUGCCUUACACGAACAGCACCAAGUCACCACCGUCGACGAGGCUUAUGAGGAAAUACAGAGGGAGAUGAAGGAGCAGCUGACGACUCUACAGGACAGUGAGAAGGGUCAUACGGAGGCUUUGCAGCUACUGCAGAGACAGCUCACCGAAACCAAGUCAUCAGCGAAGAGCCUUCGUGCUACAAUCGGCGAAGCAUUCGAGCGACUUCACCGCUUCCUGCGAGAACGACAGAAGAGCAUGCUGGAGGAGCUGGAGGCGGAUACGGCGCGCACGCUGUCUGAUAUCGAACACAAGAUCCAGCGCUACAGCCAGCAGCUCCGUGAUGUCAAGGAAGGGAUCCAGAUCCUUCAGGAGCGACUCAGUGAGACCAGCCGUCACGAGUUCUUGGAAGGGAUAGCCCUGACGUCAGACAGGGAGCAAGUGAUUCGUGGAGGGUAUUGCUGGUGGAAGCUACCAAGAAUAAAGGGAAAGAUCCACGAAACCAACCUCACCUAUGAAGACUUCCCAACAUCCAAAUACAUGGGGCCACUACAGUAUACAAUCUGGAAGUCUCUUUUUCUGGAUAUAUCGCCAGUGCCUGCUGCUUUAACCAUGGACCCCAUCACUGCUCACCAGCGGCUCAUAUUGUCAGACGAUUGCACCAUCGUUGCGUACGGGAACCUGCAUCCACAGCCCCUGCAGGAUUCACCGCGCCGCUUCGACGUUGAGGUGUCAGUGCUGGGAGCUGAGGGCUUCUCUGCGGGCGUCCACUACUGGGAGGUGAUGGUGUCCGAGAAAACCCAGUGGAUGAUCGGCGUGGCCAACGAGACGGUCAACCGCAAGGGCAGCAUUCAGAUCCAGCCCAGCAGAGGCUUCUACUGCAUCGUCAUGCACGACGGUAACCAAUACAGCGCUUGCACCGAGCCCUGGACGCGCCUCAACGUAAAGAGCAAACUCGAGAAAGUGGGCGUCUACUUGGACUACCCCAAAGGUUUGCUGGUCUUCUACAACGCUGACGACAUGUCCUGGCUCUACACCUACCGAGAAAAGUUUCUAGCUAAACUUUAUCCAUACUUCAGCCCCGGUCAAAGUCACGCCAAUGGAAAAAACGUGCAGCCCUUGCGGAUUAACACCGUGCGUUUAUAGGAGCCGAGUCAGCAGAGAAGUUGAAAAAGAAACUGAAAUCUAGGUUGUAUAAUAAAGUUUCUUUCAGCUUACCGUAGGGUGCUCGGUGGGUCACGACACGUUACUGAAUGAAGCGAUCUGACUGAUGGAUUGUGACGUAAGGCUCUGUAGACGCCUGGAGUUGGUAAAUAAAAUGUAGAGCCUAGCACUUUUCUGAGAGCUGCCUCUGGGCGUUUUGUACAUUUUAUUGUCGCCGGUCAUUUGUAAUCUUGCCGUGGCCUGCCUGCUUGCCCAAGAUUUCCAGCUGCUUGUACACAAAACCCCGACUUUCUGUCCCUUCAGCCCCUGCAGGCUCCAAAUGCUCCUUUCAUGGCUCAAUCCUGGGAAAAAGAGCUUAUCUGUUGUGCAGACAGAAAUAAAAAUGUGUUGUCUGUUUA